AUGUCUGUCCUCUAUUCAUAUUCUAUCUAUCUAUCUAUCUAUCUCAGUCUGUUCAUAUUUAUCUAUCUAUCUACUAGUCACUUCAUGAUCUAUCUAUCUUUCCGUCUUAGUCUAUUCAUAUUCUAUCUAUCUAUCUAUCUAUCUAUCUAUCUAUCUAUAUAUCUAUAUAUCUAUCUAUCUCACUUUAUCUUCCUAGCUAUCACAAUACACACACAUACACACAAACUUAGAAGUCUGUUCAUAUCUAUCUAUCUAUCUAUCUAUCUAUCUAUCUAUCUAUCUAUCAACUAUCUAUUCAUAUUCUAUCUAUCUAUCUAUCUAUCUAUCUAUCUAUCACCGUCUCUCUUUGUCUCUAACAUCUAUCUAUCUAUCUAUCUAUCUAUCUAUCUAUCUAUCUAUCUAAGAUUGCUAGCUAUCACAACACACACACACACAAACUUAGAAGGUGACAUAACUUAUAUCUAUGUAUCUAUCUAUCUAUCUCAGUCUGUUCAUAUUUAUCUAUCUAUCUAUCUAUCUAUAUAUAUCUCAUCUGUUCAUAUCUAUCUAUCUAUCUAUCUAUCUAUCUAUCUAUCUGUUCAUAUAAAUAUAUCUGUUUCAUUUUUCUUGUUUUUCCUUGUUCCACUAGGUGUUGAAAAGCUCUCCAUCAUAAAAGCGUUCUGA
Acanthosepion pharaonis is the source of this 663-nucleotide messenger RNA. Lineage: Eukaryota; Metazoa; Mollusca; Cephalopoda; Sepiida; Sepiidae. The record is from the annotation of a GenBank genome assembly.